Messenger RNA from Serpula lacrymans var. lacrymans S7.9, 1116 nucleotides. RefSeq lists its product as uncharacterized. Gene Ontology annotation, molecular function: magnesium ion binding; holo-[acyl-carrier-protein] synthase activity. The transcript has 6 exons. NCBI's taxonomy places the organism in Eukaryota, Fungi, Basidiomycota, Agaricomycetes, Boletales, Serpulaceae. Bases 40 to 819 code for a protein of 259 amino acids. Gene Ontology annotation, cellular component: cytosol. The record is from RefSeq and is a predicted model, not a curated record.
GAGCCUCGAAGUGCCAACCUGUCUUUCUCGCCAAUCACCAUGCAGGUUUGGGCCGUCACCUACGACCAAUCCGAGAUUCCUGAACAACUCUUCCAAUCCUCCCUCCUCCUCGUCGAUCCCUCUGCCCAAGCGCGCAUCAAGAGAUACUAUCACCGCGAAGAUGCCUGUCGGACGUUGAUCGGCCGGCUGAUGCCUCGGAUAUUACUCAAGGAGCGAGGGGUGGAGAGGGACGCGAUGGCGUUUGGCGCGACGGACGCUGGGAAACCUUACAUCACGACGAAAGGACUCGACCCGCCACUGGCGUACAACGUCACGCACGACCAGGGCGUCGUCGCCAUGGCCUUUGGGAACGGCCACCUCGGUCCUCCAGCGUACACGAUCGGCGUCGACGUGAUGAAGGUGCACAUUCCCCCGCGGACCACUUUUCUUUCAUUCGUGGAUAGCGUCGGCAGUCAGUUGACGGCUAGAGAGCACGAUACGUUGCUCGUGGACGUGGCCGAGGACGAAGCGCUCCGGCGGUUCUUUUGGAUAUGGACUAUGAAAGAGGCGUACACCAAAGCCCUCGGACUCGGACUCGGCUUUGACUUUUGCCGCAUCGAGUACGACGCCGUGUCGGACACCCUGACCAUCGACGGCCAGAUCCCCAAAGGAUGGCAGUUUGUCAAAUUCCAACUCACCCACGACGGAGCGCUCUACCAAGGCGUCGCUGCGAGACUCGUGGGCGGACACGGAACAGAGAUAUCAAACAUCAGCCAACAACGUCUAUCGCAUUACUCUGCAGCAUGCUUUGUGAAGCGUGCGAUAAAAGAAUUAAAGUAGGGGUGGUAAUAAAAUAUAGUGUCAAUGGUUUCUAAAUGAGAUAUAUCGAGAGGGAAUGUGAAUUAGUCAGAGUAGGGAUUAGGUCUAGUAUGCGAAGAAGAGAUCAGAAAUGUCAUCGUUGCGGUUGAUGUCUAUGGCCAAAGGAGCCGAUUGCCAGAUGCGCUUUUUUCCAUCGUCAUCCUGCGGUGAGAACCCCAGUGCAUACCGGAGAGUUCAAAGGCAUUGAGAUCCGAAAAGGCGGCGAGGGCAUUGGCAACCUGUUCGUAAAAGGCGGCAGAGGGGGUAUUAAACAAGUUU